CCACAAUCGUUAUCUACACGUUUUGAUAGCGAGCAAUUGCAACGCCAUUGUUCAGACUUCGACCUAUAUGAUUAAGAGUGCCUAGUCAGCAGCCUGCGCAGUAAUUGUUUUUACUAUACCUUGUGGUUCAAAGGAAAUUACAAUCGCCUACUUUUAGCUGGUCGUGUUCAUACUAGCAUGGUCGACGUCGGGGUGGAACCUCCUAUACCGUCUCGCCUUGCAAACGUCCGUUAUGCGGACAAAGAUUAUUGGAAUGCGCGUUAUACGUCCCAGCCAUGUGAAUUCGACUGGUUCUACGGCUACACCGCGCUUCGCAAGGUGGUCCGCACUUUCGUGAAGCGCCGCAAGCCGGUGCUGCACUUGGGCUGCGGCAACAGCAACUUCCAGGAGGGCAUGGCGCGUGACGGGUACACGCAGGUGGUCAAUACGGACAUCUCGGAGGUGGUGAUCCAGCAGAUGCGGUCCAAGCACGCACACCUGCCAGCGCUGUCGUACCGCGUGUCGGACUGCAGGAAGAUGCCUGAGUUCCUAGAUUGCCAGUUCGGCAGCGUCAUUGACAAGGGCACGGUGGAUGCGCUGCUGUGCAGUCGCGAGGCCGCCUCCGACCUGCGGGCCAUGUUCGGGGAGGUGUCCAGGGUGUUGCUCCCCGGCGGCGUCUUCCUGCUGGUGACGCUGGGCGGGCCGGCGCAGCGGGCGGCGCUGCUGCAGCAGCCGGAGUUCGACUGGAGUGUGCAGGUGUGUCUCAUCCGCCGGGUGCCCGAGGACCAGUUCGCGCCCUCCGGCCCCGACCGAGCCAUCCCGCUCAACGACACGCCCCGACCGCUGCCCUUCCUGGGGCCGCUGCAGCUGCAGCCGGAUGGGAGCGUGGCUGGUCUGCCCGAGCCUUUCUCCCCCUCCGACUUCUUCUACGCCUACGUGUGUCGCAAGGCGCCGCUGGUGCUGCCUGCAGACAGC
Astrephomene gubernaculifera is the source of this 954-nucleotide messenger RNA. The record is from the annotation of a GenBank genome assembly. Lineage: Eukaryota; Viridiplantae; Chlorophyta; Chlorophyceae; Chlamydomonadales; Astrephomenaceae.